CAUAUUUCGUCGUAUUUCUUGCAGCGCUGGGACAGAGACGCAAGACGGAAACUGAUCCGUCUCGUUAACCGAUCCACAAUGAGUUAAAUGUAGUUAUUACAUUUUAUUUGUUUCUUACAAGUCACAUGUUUUUAGUGUAAAUCAAUCAGAGACAUGUAAGCCAAUCAUAAUUUGAAGAGUUUUUUUUUUCUUUUCUUUUUUUGUCUGUCUGAAUGAAAUUACUUACAGUCAGGUAAGAUUCCAACACAUUAUGGAAAGGUAUGGAGAUUUUUCUUUUGUUUUAGAUAUUUGAAGGUCUGACUUCCGGUUUGAACGUCAUCGUGAUGGCCGCGCUGUGAACGGGCUCCCGAGAGAACCUAAGAAAUUGAAAACCCAACCCCACUUAAACGACGAAAACAUACCUAUAAAGGUGGAAAAGAACUGGGGUGAGCGAAAUACUUCAAAACCGAUGCUUUAUAACGCCAAUAAGCGGACGUUUAAAGUCGAGAAAAUAUUGCUAGCAUUUUAGCUAAUGCCAACUGCUAUUCAUCUCAAACCUCCGGUGUGGAAAAUUACCGCUACACUUUUUGACUUGAACUAAACAAACAACAGUGAUACUAUGGCUGAAUGGGAGACGGUAUUGCAGGAAUUAAGAGGCUUCCGACAGGAAAAUAAGGCGCAUUUGGGGGAAAUAAAGGAAGAAAUUCGAAAGAUGAACACCAGACUAGAUGAGGCUGAGGACCGGAUUGAAAAAGCGGAGGAGAGGAUUUUAACCACGGAGGACGCCGUCACGGAAAUAAUAAAGCUACAGAUAAAGCUGGAGGAUAAACUAAUGGACCUAGAAAGCCGUACACGAAGAGAGAACAUACGCAUUUAUGGCGUACCCGAGGCGGCAGAACGGGACUCGGCAUCAAUGGGUGACUUUGUGGAGAAGUUGCUCCGUGAGGGCUUGGCGCUGUCCCAAGACGAGCUCGACAUACACAUUGAACGGGCUCACCGCUCUCUAGGCCCUCCGCCUCCAAGCGACGCUCCCCCGCGAUCUAUUGUUGUGAAAUUCCUCAGUUUUAAAACCAAAGAACUUCUCCUUCGCAAGGCAUGGCAGAAAAGAGGAUUUACCUGGAACGGCAAGCAAGUGAAUUUGAACCAUGACUAUCCCCCUCUGAUUUUGAAAAAACGAAGAGAAUACGCAGACGUGCGCAAGAUUCUGAAGGAGCAGCAAAUCCCCUUUCAGACUCUCUUUCCUGCCCGGCUGAGGGUGAAAUAUGGAGAUGAAACAAAGAUCUACAAUACAGUGGUGGAAGCUACUGAAGACAUGUCCAGUAGAGGCUACGCUGUGCGGGUCGUUAAGUCACCAGAAACGGCCCUGGAACAUCUGAAGCAGCUGACCUGGAGCAGAGUACGCGGCGGACAGGGGAGUGGGCCAGCAAACAAGAGGCGGGACCCCGCAGCCGGCUACAAAGAAAAACUUAGAGCCUUCAAGAGGUCUUCUCCCACGCACAAGGAAAAUUAAGGUUUAUCCACUCUGUUACUAAUAAUCAAGACUUGUAUUUGGUUUAUGAAGUACAAUAAGUAAAUAAGGCAGGUUUCUCGCGGUGCUCUUUACACUGAGGCCAUAGCCACCAAGGGCCCCUUCACUAACUGAUGAAGAAGCUGCCUCUGGAGGUGAAGCAGGGUUCUCUUUGGAGACCCCCACCUUGGAAGUCAAGAGUUCAGUUUGAGUUUUGUUUGUUCUUAAUGUUAACUUUUUUAUAUGUUCUAUGUUCAGUGUUUUUAAGAGUGAGCGGGGAGCCCAAUAAUCUUUGUGAUAUAAUUAAGAAAUAUAAGUUAGAUGAGUAGCAGGUUGAUAAAAUUGGUGUCAAACAACAUUAAUGGUUUACAUAGUCCAGUAAAAAGGCAGAAAGUCCUAUCUAAAUUUAAGAGAGACAAAACCCAAAUUGUUUUAUUGCAGGAAACACAUCUACCGGAUAGCGAGCAUGUUAAAUUAAACAAGAUGGGUUUUAAACAUGUGUUUUUUUCUUCCCACAGUUCUGGGAGGCGAAGGGGAGUGGCAAUUUUGUUAUCUGGAAAUCUUAACUAUGAACACAUAUCGGAGUACAAAGAUAAAGAAGGUCGCUACAUAAUGAUUACGGGCAGGAUUGAUGGUACCAUGACCACCAUCCUGAAUAUAUACAUUCCACCGGGCAGUGAUUGGUCCCUGUAUAGACAGGUUCUCGAAAUUGCAACAACGAAGAGUCAGGGAACUUUAAUAUGCGGUGGUGACUUCAAUAUUUUACUAAACACCAAAUUUGAUUCUUCUAGUGGGAAAGGCGAUGGACGAAAUAUUGGUAGGAGGAUGGGACACCUCAUGGACGAUUUAGGAUUAGUUGAUGUAUGGCGAGAACAUCACCCAACUAAUAGAGAAUACACCCACUUCUCUCACCCUCAUAACUUAUAUUCUAGGUUAGAUUACAUUCUUACGUUCAAGAAUGAUUUGUCUAAAAUUAAAACCUGUGAAAUCGGUCCAUGUACAAUCUCUGACCAUAAUCCAGUUUAUGCUGAUAUUUGUCUGAACAGGAAAAAUAGAUCUACAUUAUGGAGGAUGAACACAAAUAUUUUAAACUACCCAAACAUUAAAGAGAAUUUAAAAAAAGAAAUAGAAAAUUAUUUAGCUCAAAAUGAUAAUGAGGAGGUGUCACCAGGAAUAUUAUGGGAUGCAAUGAAGGCAGUGAUUAGAGGGAAAAUAAUUAGUAUAUCCACCCACUUAAAAAAAGAAAACAUACAAAAACGUAAAUACCUGGAAGAUAAAUUGUUAAAACUGCAACACGAACACUCUGUGACUAUGAACGACAGCAUUAAAUCGGAUAUGGUAAAAUUUAAAAAAGAAUUAGAUGACCUAAACAUGGUUGAAGUACAGAAAAAAAUAAUUUUUAACAAACAGCAGUAUUGUGAUGUUGGCGGGAAAUCAUUAAAACUUCUUUCAUAUAAACUCAGAAAGCAGCAAGCAGAGAGGACUAUACACAAAAUAAGAAAUCCUUUAGAUGGCCAAUUAGAAACCGAAGAGGAGAAAAUUCAACAAUGUUUUCAGAACUAUUACAGAAAACUUUACUCCCAAACCCAUGUAGAUAAUAAUCAAGAAGUUAAUACUUUUCUGUCUAAAUUGGAGCUACCAACAGUGACGGAGGAACAAAAUAAAUUGUUAGUAUCCACAAUAACCAGUGAAGAAAUUCACUCGGCAAUUAAAAGACUAAAAGGGGGUAAAAUGGCAGGGUCAGAUGGAUUUGGACCAGAAUGGUAUAAAAUAAUGCAGGAUCAUUUGACUCCCACCUUGCAGAAAACAUUUAAUUGGGUAAUGAAGGGAAAAAUUGUACCCCCGUCAUGGAAAGAAGCAAUAAUCUCUAUAAUUAAGAAAGAAGGAAAAGAUAACCUAAAUUGUAGCAACUACCGCCCAAUCAGUGUAUUAAAUAUUGAUUAUAAGCUGUUCACUUCCAUCAUCUCUAAGAGACUUGAAACUAUCCUACCAGGACUAAUACAUAAUGAUCAAACAGGCUUUAUUAAACAUCGACAAACUCAAGAUAACAUUAGGAAAGUUUUACAUAUUAUGAACCAGGUUCACAGA
This is a messenger RNA of Xiphophorus hellerii (green swordtail), 3574 nucleotides long. RefSeq lists its product as uncharacterized. Bases 599 to 1489 code for a protein of 296 amino acids. NCBI's taxonomy places the organism in Eukaryota, Metazoa, Chordata, Actinopteri, Cyprinodontiformes, Poeciliidae. The transcript is spliced from 2 exons. The record is from RefSeq and is a predicted model, not a curated record.